Messenger RNA from Boleophthalmus pectinirostris (great blue-spotted mudskipper), 5476 nucleotides. It is a transcript of the gene znf346, whose product is annotated as zinc finger protein 346. The coding region runs from base 23 to 964 and encodes 313 amino acids. Gene Ontology annotation, molecular function: nucleic acid binding; zinc ion binding. The transcript has 8 exons. NCBI's taxonomy places the organism in Eukaryota, Metazoa, Chordata, Actinopteri, Gobiiformes, Gobiidae. The record is from RefSeq and is a predicted model, not a curated record.
UUUAGAAGCAGCUGUGAGCGUCAUGGCGGACACGAUGCAAACCGAUAAUUUUCCAUAUUUACCUUCGGGUUUAGCGGAGGUGAAUAAAAUGAUCGAGGAGCACAGCGACCUGUUUUCGGAUUCUCAGUGUAAAGUGUGCAGCGCUGUCCUCAUUUCAGAGUCCCAGAAGCUCACUCAUUAUCAGAGCAAGAAACAUGCCAACAAAGUGCGACGCUACUUUUUUAUUCAGAACGAGAAUGAGCCUACUGUAAAGAAGCCCACAAAAGAUAACAAUGACUGUAAUAACGGGGAGACAGACCGGUUCAAAGUGUGCCUGGUGUGUAACAUGACGUUCACCUCGGCAGUGAUGGCGGAGUCUCAUUAUCAGGGAAAAGUCCACGCCAAGAACCUGCGCCUCAAGACUGUGGGCCCCCAGAACACAGUGGCUCCUCAGAUGACUGCGCCUGCACCUACAGUCCAAACGAAGAAACAGAAAACGGGCGAGUCUCCACUGAACGACAAAUCCAACCCCAACCACUUCUGUUCUGUGUGUCAGGCCUCCUUCAACAACCCCCUGAUGGCCCAGCAGCAUUACCAGGGAAAGAAGCAUCAAAAACACAUAAAGAAAAUGAAGCUGAUGGAGACGUACGGCCCGGCCACAGCCCCAGCAACGACCGUGAAGGGCUACCCCUGCGCCAUCUGUAAACUGGAGCUGAACUCUGUGGAGCAGUACCAGUCCCACAUCAGCGGGGCCAAACACAAGAACCAAUUGAAGAAGUCUGGGCUGGCUCCCUCAGAGUCCCUCCAGGCCUCAGACUCCUUCAGCGGUGAGUACCCCGAACAGCAGCUCUCGUCUGGGGAGGAGCGGCCGUACGGAGCCCUGGAGGAUCAGUGGGACGGGAAUCCUUUCGCCGCCACAGACCAGAACUACUCAGAGGAGGACCCUGGCUUCUGUGAGGAGUACCAGACCUACUCUAAAAACUGAACAUUUCCACAUGGACACUGUACAAAAGUGAAGGUCAACAGUUUUCUAGACAAUAUGCUGCAAUAUGCUUUAAAGGGCCCAUAUUACGGUAUUUUCCGAACUUUUUAUGAUGUUUUCCUCGCCACAAACAUACCUGGAGUUGUUUUGUUUCAUUCAUAUUCAGGCUCUUCAGUUCUUCUCUCAAACUGAAAACACGUGGUAAUACAGAAGGAGCUCCACUGUGUUUUUAAAGUCCAUAGUCACGGUUAUAGUCGCAAUUGGUCAAAUUUUUAUACAGCGCUUUUCCACCUUCAAGGCUCUCAAAGCGCUUUAAAAUUCAACCAUGGAACUGCCAAUCCGUACUGAACAAAAAUUAAAAGGAGCUGAAAACUUAAUCUAUUGCUUCAUGACAUCACAAGGUGGAACAGAGAUGUAGACAGACUAAUAAUGCAGGAUUGACCUUUUUCACUGCAGCCGAAAGUGUCGCGAUGUAGGGUCAACGUAACUCCCAGUUAAUGCUUUUCUACGGCAAAAAUAUCUGUGGAAAUGUCUCAUAAAUCUGCACCAUCGCCAAAUCUUCAACCAACAAGGUCAACAAAGGAUAAACAUUUUAAAUUUUGGAGAAUUUAUCCACAACUAUCAAGGUAAGAAAGAAGAAAACGAAAAGGCGAACAACGACGAGCAUUAGUGAACUACUCCUGAGAAAAACUAACGCUAUGGUCAUGAAUAAAACAUAAGUAACUUGUGAACUCAGACUGAUCCUAGAAUUAAAAUUAAAUACUGAUUUCAUGAUGUAGAUAUUAGAAUAGACAGAGAGAUUUGUGCAGCUUAAAUGCGAGACAUGAAUGAAUGAAUUACUUAUUAGUUAUGUUUUAUUCAUGACCAUAAUGUUAGUUUUUGCUCAGGAGUAGUUCACUAAUGCGUCGUCGUUGUUUGUGUUUACGUUUUCGUCUUUCGUCCUGAUAGUUGUGGAUAAAUUCUUCAUGGAUAGAAUAUGUCCUUUGUCGACCUUGUUGAGAUGAAGUGAUGGGGGCAGAUUUAUGAAGCUGGUGAAGACAUUUCUACAGAUAUUUUGCCACAGAAAAACAUUAUCCGGGAGUUAAGUUGACCCUACAUCGUGGCACUUCCGGUCGUUGUGAAAAAGUUUUUAUUACCCAAACAUGUGUGAAUGAAACAAAACACAACUCCAGGUCUGUUUUUGAGGCGGUAACAACAUUAUAACUUGGCUUAAAGCUCAAUAACGAGUCAAUUUUGUGUAAUAUAGGACCUUUUAAAGGGUUUAUUGUUUCACAGUCAUUGUUUUACAUUAACUUUACGUUCUAUCAUGACGAUGGUUUGCAGCUCUCUUUGUUUAUUUUAAGGCUGUGAAAAUUAUCAGAACAAGUUUAUAAUUUUUUAUUUUUUUUUAUAUUUGUUUAGAGGAGAGAGCCAAUGGGAAAUAACCCGCCUCAGUCCUCAUUGGUCGUCUCUCCUCAGUGGGGCGGGAUUUACAAAAAUAGGAAACGGAAUUGGGUCAUAGGAUAUAAUUCCACUGGAGGAACUAGGUUUGUGAAUGUUCAUGAGAAUUCUGCUUUGAAUUUUACAGAUGUUUUAUAAUUACUUUGUUUAUCACAGGAACCUUCAUAUAGUUAAAGCUGCACUGUGUAACUUUUGUGGUGGAGGGUCCGUCAAACGCUUUUUCUCCGUGGAGAUGUUAUUGCUUUGUCUGGAAUGUUUCACAGUAUGGCAUUAAACGUGUCAAUCAUCAUGAGACCAAACCACAGAGAAUCAGUUAAUUACAGGUCAGAUCUUGUAUAUCUACAUAUUUUUGAGCUAUAAAACCACCUGUAAUUCAAUAAAUGUAAGGUAGAGCUGUUUAAAGUCAUACUGCGGAACAUUCCAGACACAGCGAUGACAAAAAAAGAAAGAAUUAAAAAGCAGGUGACGGACCCCUCAACCAAAAAGUUACACAGUGCGCCUUUAAAACACUAUUCCUUUAUAAAAAACUAUUAUUUUAGCUGUUAGCAAUCUGUAUUUUAUUUCUUUUUAUUGAAUAUUAUUUAUCGUUUAUUUCUUAUACACGUUAAUUCAAUAAAACUUUACUAACAGCAGCUCCGUAGAUCCUGUCCGUAGCGCGUUUCAACUGAUGUCAAAUUUAAAGAUGUCAAAAAGUUUUAUAAAUGCAAAAUAGGAAAAAAAAAAUAGUAACGUUUAAAGGUGCAGUGUGUAACUUUUUGGUUGGAGGUCCGUCACCUGCUUGUUUCUAUGGAUAUGCCACUAUGGAUACGCCUGGAAUGUUCCACAAUAUGACUUUAAACAACCUUAUAUAAAAAAAAAAUUACAUUUAUUCAAUUAUAGCUCAAAAACCUACAAAAACAGGGAUUCUGACUAUGAAAAGAGUCGCCUCUCAACAGAGCUGACCUGUAACUUGAUAGAAAGGUUUAAUGCCAUACUGGAACAAAAGCAUUUGACGGACGCUCCACCAGAAAAGUUAAACAAUGCAGCUUUUAAUCAGGGUUUAACAUGAACUUUUGCCGCUUUCAUUCCAUUGACUAAAGUCCUUUUCAGACGCUUUUUUCCGAUCAUAAUAAUUUUCUUAGAGCUCUACAGAACUACAAAGCUAUUAACAUGGUACUUAAAGCAUAGACUGUUUAUAUAAAUGGACGUGGCUAAAUAGGAAGUGAGCAUGGGCACUUCCGGCUCCAUCGACUCUGGCUCCAAUCCACUUUGUAUUGAAAAAUCGUCACCUCUUUCUCUGUAACUGCUGCUGUCAGGGUUCUCAUCUUGGUCUUAAAAUGUUCAUAUUAACCUGCUCUACAUGAUCCAGGUGGACUAGACCAGCUCUGAACCGGGAAAGGGACUGGACCGGUAUUAAACCAGGACAAAUCUACUGUGACUGAACCAGGACUUUACCCAAAACUGAACAGGGAGUAAACCAAUUGGCAAAAGGAGGGAUUAAACCAGAACUAAACCACACUGACCCAGGACUGAAUUAGGACUGAACCAGGACUAAAGCUGCUCUGAACCAGGACCAAACCAGGACUAAACCAGGACAGAACUACUGUGACAGAACCAGGACUUUACCUAAACUGAACAGGGACUAAACCAACUGGCAAAAAGAGGGAUUAAACCAAAACUAAACCAGACUAACCCAUGACAAAACCAGGACUAACCCAGGACUGAAUUAGGACUAAACCAGGACUGGACUGGGACUGGACCAGGAUUAAACCAGGACAGAGCUACUAUGACUGAACCAGAACUUUACCAAACUGAACAUGGACUAAACAAAUUGACAAAAGAAGGGAUUAAACCAGGACUAACCCAGGACUGAAUUAGGACUAAACCGGGACUAAACCGGCUCUGAACCAGGAGACUAAUAGUGGAUUUAAAAUGUUCGUAUUAACCCGCUCUGCAUGAUCCUGGUGUAUUUAUUUUACUCUUUUACCCCUACAUCGAUUCCUAUUCCAUAAAAGUCUGCACCAAAUUCACCCUGUAACUUUUUUUGUCCUCAGUGAGCUUCAUUUGACUGGACCUGACCGCUUUUGGUGACGUCACACUCACUUAGUCCACUUCUUUAUACAGUCUGUGGUUAAAAUAUUUAUACCUGGUCAUAGUAAAGGUACAUAAAGGUAUAACCAGCGAAAAUGGAAGUCAGCUUUUGGUUCGUGUUAAGCCCUGAUAAAAGGUCCUUUGUUUUACUUUUGGUCUGAUUGUUCACUCCUGUUUCUUGACGUGUGUGUGUAUUGGAUUGUUGGACACUUUAUUUGUGCUUUACUUUUUCCAUUUGUUUUUUUUUUUUUGUUUUUUUUACUGGCCUGUCAAAUAAUUUAUGAGAAUAGCGAGGAAAAUUGAAAAUGUGUGGUUUUAUUUUAUUUUAUGUUUUAUUUUUUCCCCCUUUCUGUUUAAAGGUGAACUGUGUAACCUUUCGGUUUGGGCGUCCGUCACCUGCUUGUUACUAUGGAGAUGUCAUUGCGCUGUCUGGAAUGUUCCAUAGUAUGGCAUUAAACAGCUCUGCCUUAGAUUUACUCAAUUACAGCUGGUUUUAAAGCUCAAAAAUGCCUAGAAAAACAUGGAUUCUGACUGUGAGCAAGGUCGCCUCUCCACAGAUCUGACUGUAACUUGGUCUGGUUUGGUUUCCAUGAAGAUAAAACGGUUUAAUGCCAUACUGUGGAACAUUUUAGACAAAGCAUUAAUGUAUUUGAAUCAGAAAAGUUACGCAAUGGACCUUUUAAAUGCCUCAAAAUAAGACGUUUAUCAAGAGUGGCUUCUAAAUUGACAGUUCAUUUCCUCAAAGGAGAACAGUGGGUUAGAGUUAGUUAGUGUUUAAUCUGCAGUAGAGAGUAUACUUUUUACAUUUUUGGCCAGUUGAGAAAUUAUAAACGGUGUUAAUGUGCUGUGAAGUGAGAGAACAGGAGGGGGCGCUGUAGUGGUGACGUUUUUGGAUGUAUUUGAUAAAACAAGGACUUGUAAAACUUAAAAAUAAGUGGCUUGUAAAGACAUUUCAAAGAAGUGGCUGAAAAAUUGCAUCAAAUAAAACGUUUGUAAAGAAAGCAA